This is a messenger RNA of Xyrichtys novacula (pearly razorfish), 34779 nucleotides long. Lineage: Eukaryota; Metazoa; Chordata; Actinopteri; Labriformes; Labridae. The record is from the annotation of a GenBank genome assembly.
GCACUUGCAGCUGAGCAGCGCUCUGGACAGGACGAUCUCCCCCUCCUCCUCCUCUCCCUUUUUCUCUGUGUGUGGUGCUGCUGAGGGGUGCACCUACAGUCGCAUCUGACUCCAGCGAAGAGGGUCCCGGGCGUACGGACUCCUGACGGUGCGGACUCAUUGAUAAAAAUCCGCGCCGCUGGGAUUAAAAUGAGCACUCCUGCUGCGCGGUUCUCCUCCUCCUCCUCCUCUUCUUCCUCUCCUUCCACAUAGCGCUGCUUUCUCUGCACAAGAUCUGUUUUUUAUGAGACUCCAGCAGGCGACGCAGGAUGACUACUACCUUAUCGCUGGUGAUUUUGUGCGCUUUGGUGAGUAAUCUGUGCUGUAACUCGUGCGUGCUUGCUGUGAUACUCCUACACUGUGGAAAACUGUAGUUUUUUAAAUUUCAUGCAUAAAUUUUCUGCCUUUAUGAUCCUGCUUUGGCUUGUUGGCUCUUCAUUUAAUUCAAAAUUAUGCUCAUAAAUAGUCUAGCUGGGACUUCUAGGGUAGUUUCUCAUGACUUCUAUGCCCUGUAUUGCAUUUGGUGAUGCAUGUAAUGCCAUUAUGAUAUCAUGAGUUCUAUUAAAAGGUGUGCAGUAUUAACUUUGUUGUUUUCCCCUUUAAAAAUGCAAAAUUAAAGGUCUAGUGUGCCAUUUUUUGCAAAAUAUACAGGUUAUAGCUGUAGCCAAGUAAGAAUUGCAGUUUACAUCAAAUACAUCAUACCUGGGUUAUUUCUUGUCCCCUGAAGGUUUACCUCUGUAUGCAUGCUAAAUACAUCCCCGGUGGGUCUUAACCAGGGAAGAAAGUUGGAAAGCUCCACUCCUUGCAUCUGGAAAAUAGAGCUUUCUUCUUCUUCAUGUUGGAUUGCACCCAGACAUCCAGGAGCUGUCUGCUGACAGGCGACUUGGCACACUCUUUAAUGAGAUAAAGUUUCAAUUUUGGGGUCUCAAAUAAGGAGAGAUAAAGAUGCUGCAGCUUACGCAGGGUAAAUUGAUUCAUCAAAUUCUUAUCAGACAUGAACUUGGCUUGAUUUUGAUUGAAAACAUGAGGCCCUGUUAAUAUUGUGAAAAAGUUGAUAAUGCAGAGUAAAGAAUGAUUAAGCUCAGAGCGGAGGGUGCAUCGUCCCUUUGCUCUGGUAUGUCCACAGCAGCUGGUCUAAUUGGGCUGUGCAGCUCUCAGUCAUCAUGUGAACAGGCCUGCAUGUGAGAGGGGACACUGUUAUGACAGCUGGUUUGAAGGGUGGCGGGUGCUCUUUGGUAAAAUUAAAUUUAGAAAUAAACUCUCAAAUUGACCAUGAAAUUGGGAAGAGGACGAACCAAGCAUAUCACAGCUGGGUCACCGUAUGUUUUUUUUUGUUGCAUGUGUAUGUGUGAGCGUGAUCAUGGUUCUGUUGAACCAAUCUCCCCGCUGGAAUCGCCGUGAAUCUGUGUCUGAGCUGAGUGAAAUUCCAGAGAGAUGUCACAGGAAAGGGAGUUGAGGCAGCAGUCAGGGACAUGAAUCCUCCCCUUGCAGGUACAAUUGGGAGCCCUUUGGAGGAUUUGGGCUUCAUCCAAAGUUCAUUUUGUGGAGAAGAAUGUGGCUCUAGCCCUGAUGGCACGCUCAAAUACAGACUGAGAUUUGUGCAGAAGUGAUGAGAAGAAUCAGCCUUGAGAGCAAAACGUGGAACGAAAGAAAUAGGGGAAUAUUGAGCAAGAAAUGAGAGAGAGAGAGAGAGAGAGAGAGAGAGAGAGCUGCUGGCUGCUCACUACAUCUGUUUCUGAAUGAAAGCAGAGAGAGGGGGAGGAGGGGAGGGUCGAAUGAGAAAGACAGAAAAGAUUGAAUUGAUGUUUCAGCAAAUGUAAGUGGAAAUGAGCUUCUUUCUCUGGUCACAUAAUAAGAGCCAAAGGACAUUAAAGUGUUUCAGUCUGAUGAUUUUCUUUGUUCUAAAAUGUCUGAGCUUGAAGUCUUUUGAGUUAACAUUGCUGUACAAACAAGCCUUGGUUCUUUUGCUUGGCAUUUGUAUCUGAGGGAAAUGAGAUAAUUCAACAGAGUAAGAGGAGGAAGAAGGGGGCGAUGCCUGGAGUAGAUCAGACACGUUAAAAGGAUAAAGGGGAACGUAAGCUGUGAAUGAAAGACACUAAACCAGACCUGAAAUUACCUAUCUCUCAGGAGGAAAGGGAAGCAGCAAAGGCAAAGACUCUUAUUUACAGUCUGCAGGUAUUUGGGGUGAUAAAAUGUGUAUAUAAAUGCAAAUUAGGAUGGAGCUGUAGAGGAGCUUAAAGAGUCUUUUUAUCAUAUGUGAAAAUGUCUGUAUUACUUCUGUUAAGAAUCCAACAAGAGCUACUGUUUGGUGGAGAAAGUGUGUUUGUUAACUAAAGAGUUUGACAGUGGUACACUUAACCCAUCUGGAUCCAUGUAAUGCUAGUUUGGGUUUACCUUUAAAACUUUUUUUGAGCAAAGUUUGGAUGUACUGUUCCCACCUGUAAUCAUCCCUACAACAGUGGAAAAACAAGCAGGCGUGUGUGUGUGUAUGUGUGUGUGUACUAGGGCCCGACUGAUUUAUCGGCGAGCAGAUUAAAUUGGCCAAUUUUAGCCUGUUUGAGACUAAUCAGUAAUCGGCCAAAACUCGCUGAUUGUCGCUGAUAUUUUCAUAAAUAAAAUGCGGAGAAUAAUAUGCGCCAUUUGACAAGAUCCCCGGACUUAUCCUGUAGAUGGCGCAGCGACCCCAUGACAAUCUUCAUCCACUAACUACCUCACAGCACAGCAGAGUGACGGAUCUGAAGCAGGCAGCUGUAGGGACGCACGGAGUAGAGUGGUCCACCUCAACGGCAAAUAAACCAGUUUGUGAAAUACACAAUAAGUCAACAAGUUUCAGUUCAACCCACUUCAUGAUGUUCCCCGCUGUGCUGGUCACGGUCACCCCGAGUUAACGGUGAAGCACCAUGUAAUAUGCAAGCUAAAGUUAGAGUUAGCCAUCUGCUAUUAGUCUUGCUACACUGUUAGCCGUGCUAGUAACAGUAGAAUAAACAAUAGUACACAUUACGUACUUGAGCUACUUCUCUUACCAAGGCAGCUGCAUGUCUCCAGAUGAGACCGGACUGGAAAUGUGUAACGUGAGUUAAGACUCGGAGGCACCGAUCGGCGAGGGAUGGUGGUGGUUGAAAACGCUUUUCUGGUCUGAGUUUGAUUCAUGAUAAAUAUGUGGAAUAUUACUGAGGUUAAUGCUACUGAGAAGUGUUUGAAAGGCUCAAAAGCAGCCAUUUGUUAAAAGGAAUUAGUAAAUAUGUUGAUAUAUUACUUCAAUUAACAAAAUUUUAAAACUUCAUAAAAAAUUUAAAAUAUCGGCCGAUUAAUCGGUAAUCACAUUUUUUUCCUCUCUAAUAAUCGGUAUCGCAUCGGCCCCAAAAAAUCCAUCUUGGUCGGGCCCUAGUGUGUACCAGCAUUAAGUUGCAGAGGUUAUAGUCCCGUUAAAGAUUGAAAAACAAGUGCGUGUAUGUAACCAUGUAUUAACAAUUGGGAGCUGAGGUUAAAGUAUUGGUGCUUAGUGCUGUAUAAAACAUAUAAGCCCAGUGGUAAUGUAUACAAGAAUGUAGGCUAGUCCCCACAAUAGUAGAAAAACACAUGCUUGUGUGUGCACUGUAUUAGGUUUCCUGUUACUCUCACCUUUAGACAGUCAUUAGGACUGGCAUGUGUAUAAUGUUGUGAGCACAUGAUUUUAUGGUAACUGCCCUUACCAGAGCGUGUCAUAAGUUUACUAUUAGAGCUGAUGUGUCUUCAGGGCAGCUAUUAGGGCAGUUUAGAUGACGGCCUCGUUCAAAGAGUGUCUAAUAUAGGUGGAGACAACAUGAUUUAUGAUGAAUCCUGAUGGUGGUUGGAUUUAAAGGAGCAGGUUGCACACCUGGCAGUAAUUUUCUUCAAUUUGUUUGGCUGUGUAUGUUUAAAGCCACACCGGCAUUGUACUGUGGUGUGUGUGUGUGUGUCUGAAAGGUCCCCCUCUCUUUGUGAGCCUGUCCAUGUGCUGCCCUGAUGUUCUGUACCUCUGUCCUGCCGUGCCAGGUGGCGUUGGUGAUGGGGUCCAAGACAGAGCGGGCGGUGCUCUCCUGUGAGAGCGGCGAGUACACUGCCAGCGGGGAAUGCUGCCGGCAGUGUCCACCUGGAGAGGGAGUGGUGAAGAAAUGCGGGGCUACACAGACAGUCUGCGCCCAGUGUUUGGACAGUGAGUACAGAUUUAUCAUUGUUUGCUGCUAAGUUGCGCUGAAUUUAUCAGACUAAGUUCAUUACAUCCAAGAGUUCCCCUGAUCAGUUUCGAAUAAAGUGCAGAAAAAGCUACAACAUUGGUACCCCUCUCUAACAAUGUUCUUCCUAUGUUUAUAGUUGUAAUUUUAUUAAGUAAUGAUGAAUAAAAUUAUUAUUAUUAGUCUUAUUGAGACUAUUAUUUUGUGUAAUGUUCAGUAAGCGUCAUUUGCCGGACAGAACUGAUAUAUUAAGAGCUCAACACAACUCAACUUUAUUUGUAAAGCACUUUAAAACAACCAUAACUGAAAAAAAAGCUGUGCAUUAAUAUACAAAACAAUCAAUAUACAAUUAAAACAAUGGAAAAAAUAAAAGCAGAUAUUAAAAAGUAAUAUAUAGUUUAAAUGCUUUUAAAAACGAAUUUAAAAACAUAAAAAAAAAAAAAACUAAAAACAAACCAUAAAACACUAAAACAGGAGUCUCAUGCAGGGUUGAAAGCCAAUGAAUAAAAGUGGGUUUUAAGACGAGUUCAACUAAGAUACAGUAAAUCAAAGCUACUAUGAGGAGUUACUCUCAUAAUUUGAGUAUCUAUGCGACUACCUGGGGUCGGUGGACUCAUCAGGUAAUACACAUUUAUAAGAAGUUUUUGAUUAAGAAAUAGACUGAAUUCACCUUGAUGCCUUAUCCUGAUAUUCAAAAGCAAACAUGACCAUCAGGAGCAAGAUUAAAAAAAUUUAUAUUGUAAGUUGAGUUGGUAUCAGCCGAGCAGCUGAAGAAGCCUUUUUCAUAUUGAAUAUACACAAUUAAAGAAAUAUUUCACUAUAAUUACUCAGCAGGAUGAGAUUUCUGGUGAAAAGUUUUUGAAGACAAGAUACAUGAAGACUGUCUUGUCCACAGGGGUGCCAAAGUUGUUCAAGUUCAAUUUUGUUGUAACCUUGUUGGGACUUCAGAUGCUGCAUACAUCUAAACAUCAGCCCACAUGAUUAUGAAACAGCUUUUCCUGUUACAUGCUGUGACAUGACAGUUGUUUGUAGAUUAGAGGCAGACACUCAUUGGCUGAUGAGCCCGCUGACGUCAGGUAGUCACAGAGACACUAGAUCAUCCAUAAAAUAUUAUGUACUGUGUGAUAAAAGCUAGAUGAUAAUUGAUUCUGAAUUACAUUUAUAUGGUUCUGUGGCUACUUUAGAGCCAUUUUCCAAAAAAACGAAAUCUAGUAAAGUGUUGUUUAGUAAGCAGAAAGACCAUUGUAAUCCUGUACAUAAAUGUCAACAUCUUUAAAAACUUUGUAAAUAAGCAAAUUAUCUGAUCUUGAUUCUGUGAUUUUGAGGUUUUUUCUUAUACACCAUUACUCGUCACUGUUAUGCUCUGAGCUGUUGAAAAAUCUCCCUCUGAAGUUUGUCUGAAAAACGUUACCACAACAUGUCCUUCCAUAAACCUCCCUGCCAGCACAUUUCUUCUUUAGUAAAAUAUGGUUUCAAUGAAAUCUGCUGACAAUCUGUUCAAAUCUGCUUUUUCAUUCCCUUAUUUGGGCAAAUCAACCCUGGAACAGAAAGAAACAAACAACCUUAAACAUUAAAAUGCAAAAUCUUGACUUUGCAAAAACUGCGUUUCCUGAAAUGUGUCAAACUUAACUGGAUUAUCUGGAGAUGAUCAAACUCAGUGUAGACACAUGUACAGUGAUGCACAUCUGCAGAACUGCAUGUCAUCAGCAGUGUUACACAUGCUGCACACAUAUAUACACGCACAUUCAUCUGAAACUUUCCUCACUUACAUCAUCUUUAUUUUCACAUCCAUCUCAUUUUGUUAGCGUACAAUGAUUGAACAGGCCCUGAACUCUAAAAACAAAGGAACAUUGAAGCCAAAACAAACUCUUAUUGUCCAAUUUGUAUGAAGUAUCUCCCUUCCCUUGACUGUCUAGAUAAAUAAAGCAGGAAUUCAUAUGUUUGAAGCUUAUAAGUGGGUCCAAAUGUGUUCGCUUACAGCUUAACUCAGGCUGCGAACCAUUAGCACUUGCUCUAGACCAGAGCCGGGAGAGGUGCCAACUCUGCAACAUAAAAAAAAAAAAAAAAGUGAAGAAGAAGAAGAUACAGAAGAAGAGGUGCUGCAAACUGUAGUGCUCUUCUUAACUCUGGGUUGUCUUUAUGUCCUGGCUCUGCAGCUUUUCUUGCCCUUUAAGAUGUUGCUGUAUGUCAGAGCGCUAAGUAACCGUCAAAGUGUAGGUCAGGAGGACUGCUGCAUAGGUCAGGAGGGACAAGACAAUAGUAUCACACUCUGCAGUGAUACCCUGUCUUACUCUUUUACAGCCCAGGCACAUGAGACCGAGACUGUGACAGAGAACUGUGGGUGCUUUAUGGAUGCAUUGAAACAUCCCGGCACAUGCAAACAGCGGUAAACAUUGCAUAAGCAGCUUUGAUUUCUGCAGGAAAAAAAACACCCGAACAAUGUCUAACUGGAUCUAAUUUGUGGUAAUGUAUUAGACUCUGGAAGAAUGCUUGGAGGUUGUUUGUACAAGGAAAACAGAUACUCUGAUUAAAGUUAAACUUAUUUACAAAAGCAGAUGCUAAUCUCGGAGCUGUGUUACAUUGUUGAGAAUUUAAAGUGUGGCUGAUUUUGCCACUUUGAAGUUUUUCAUUCUUUGCCUCUGGGAAAUCGAGAGCUGCAGCGAUGGGCACAGGAGGCAGGGAGUCAAUUCUCAGUGUGGAGAGUGAGACAGUGCCACAGGGUAAGAAAAAAGAAAAAAACAACAAAGCACAAAAGAAACAGAAGUCAAUUUCACAUAAACCAACUCUUGUCAAACUGAGCCAAGGUUGGAAUGGAAAAUCACAGGCAUGAAAUUGACAAAAAUGAACCAGGUGUGAGGGUUUGACUGGAAUAAGGUAGACUGAUGAUAGUUUUGCACCUGUGCAGUUAAAAAUCUGGUCACAGCAGAGGAUUGUGAGCGGGCAGAGUGAUCAAUCGUCAAAGGUUGCUUUUAAUAGUGGGGCUCCAGAGAUGUGUUUAAUGGAGGAGCAGCUUCAGCUCGGACUCUGAAUCCAGUUUGACGUCACAAGGAUUUUCUCUUUCGCAUCAUUUUCUUGCUGUAAAAAGUGGUCAGCGGUGCGUAGACGGUAACCCGCUGUUCCGUUUCCCCUCAGAGUGAGCUGGACAUCACGACUCCACUCCUAAUGAGGGCUUUUUCCAACCUCUCUACCAUCCCCCACCCUUUACUUCAGCGAAUCCCACCAACUCUUGUCGUGUCUCCUCUUUUCUCCAUCCUGUACUCGCUCCUGUCAGCCAGAACCCCCUUCUACCCCCACCUCAUCCCCCUCCCUCUCCCUUUUGCUAUGACUCAUCGUCUGUAUUAGCGGAUAAAAUGGUAUUAGAGAGCCAGGCACCAAAGGGCACGAUCUGCUCAUUCAUCAUGCAUACCGUUACAUCAGUGCAUCUUUACUCAUUUGAUCCAGCUAAUUAAACCAUAUUGAAAAGCCUAUUGUGCCUCUAACAGUGAACAAUUAUCUUGCUCGGCAUUACAGGAACGGUUUUCACUGCUGAUGAACACUCAACAAUUAAACUCAAAUACCCCGGAGGGUGCACUCGAUUCCAGCAUGAGAACUCUCCUUUGGUUUCGAUAUUGUUUUUGUUUCACAGGAUAAAAUUUUAAUGUACCUGAAGCUCACAGGAGCAAAUAAACCCCAAAACAACCCCAAUUCAAGAGUAGUUUAUGGGUGCUGUGUAAAAUUUUAGGGUGUGCAAGUCAUUUCAAGGCUGUUUGGAAUUGAAAAUGGAGCGAAGACAGCUUCUCAGAAGUUGAUACUGAGUAUAUUUGUAAUGCUUUUUUCUUGAUAAAAUAUGUCAGCAGCUCAACACCUAAGGGUGUCCUUUGUAAUAUUUUGACUUUAAGUUUUUAAUGGAUGACGUGUGGAGUGUAGCACCUGGACUCCUCUUCUAGCACAGGAUUGUGGUGCAGCAUUGUCCUGCUGAAAAAUUCAAGUACUUGCUUGAAAAAAAACAUUGUCUCAGUGGCAGGAUAUGUUGCACCAAAACCUCUUCAUAUUGCUCAGAAUUAACGUUGCAUCUACAGAUAAGAGAGCUACUCAUGCUCUGGGUACUUAUGGGCACUUAUCUACUUAUGAAUGCCUAUAUCUUCAAGGAUACUGGCUUUUGAACUGUGUUAAGAAACUUACAAGAAUUGACCCUCUUUUUUUUUUUUUUUUUUUUUUUGAAAAGGUAGUAGUGUCUAUAAUUUCCAAAAGAAUGUCAAGUUUAAAAAAGUCUAACCACAGGACAGUUUUCAGCUUCUUAAACAGGCUUUAGAACACAGAAGUCAGCGGUAAUUGUCGAUCAUGUUAACACAUGGUGCAUUUUCAACUUUCAUUUAUGGAUUUAGUAAUAAACUGAUUGAACUGAAAUUGAUGUUUGUUUUGGUUUUAUGUAUUAACACCAACCUGCUAAUGGGACUGGGGAAGGGAAUUAGCUGCUUGGCUAUAAUCCCAUGCAUUUACAUGUAAAUGUUCAAUUAUGCAUAUUUUCCCAUAUAAAUAAAAAAAACAAAAAUCCUUAAUCCUAAACUGUUCUUGCAGAUGAUGGAAUUUUUAAGUCAUUUUUAGCCCAUGUCUGUUAUUAAUGCAGUGAGAGUCCAAAACAGCCUGACCAUCUAUGACUGGGUAUGUACAGAUAAUUUUCAUAUUAUAGAUGUUAUGGACUUUAGAUCAUGAUGCGGAUGAUGAAGUCCUUAAAUCCUUCAGGCAGAGAAACGUCAUUCUAAACUUGUUGAACUCUUUGCUCAUACAGGCUCUCAUAAAGUCCUGAACCUCUUCCCAGUUUAACCUCUGAGAAACUCAGGUUAUGUAGAAAACUCUUUGAACUCUUAGUCAUUUUACUAACCUGUUUUAAAUAUUUGGGAAAUGUCCCUUGAAGAUGUUGUCUUUUUUCCACGUGUUAACUUUUUGUUGUUUUGUUGUUUCUGUCUUAAUUUUUUGACACUUUUUGCAUCAAAUUCGCAAAUAUUACUCAUCAAAUGGAAUUUCUUUUUCAGCUUUACCAUUUAAUUUCUUGUCUUUGCACUAUUCUCAAUUAAAUGUAGGGUUUAAAUGAUCCAGAAAACAUCAAAUUCUGCUUUAUCACCAUUUCACACAGGAUCCCAACUAUUCUAGAUUUAUGGUUGCGCUAAAAUAAGAAUAAGUUGGAUUUCCCUGAAAGCGAGAGGGGGAAACUUUGACCUUACCUGAAAAUUUUUAUCUAUAAAUACAUUUUCUAAAGUGCAGAAAUGAAUAAUUGACAAGUAGAGCUCAUGGCAUCCAUUUCCUGUUUCAUUGUAAAUAUGGGUGAAUCUUUAUUUAUAACCCUCCCAAAUCCCCACUUCCUGUCUAACCCCCCAUCCCCUGCCCCAUGAUCCUUGCUUGGGAUGAGUGCCAGCGUCAGCAGCACUGAAAUAUUCAUCAGUCUUCUCCACUUUUCUCUGCUGUCAUGGGAGACAAGGCGAGUGGACCUGCCUCACUUAGUGAACCGUUCAGAGAAAACUUGCCCUGAAAACUGAUUGAAGAUCUUAGAAGAAAAAAAAAGGCCAAACCACACAAGUCAAUGUAGCAUUUAGGAAGAGCCUCUUUGGGCUGGAUUGAAAGUCAGCAGGGAUUUGAAAGCGGAAGGAAAAGUAGAACCACAGCUUUGGUCUGAUGAGAGCUGAAACACUGUCAAGAACUGCAUCCAAGCCUGGAUCAUGAGGGAUGAAGAAAGCGGAAAUGGAGAUUUCUCCCUGGCAGGCCUUCACUGGCGAUGGCAUCAAACCCUGAAAGCUCAGCGCAGGAUACAUGAGCAGCUUUCCUCCUCUUUGGUCUCCUAAUAAUAGCUUUGGUAAUAUCCUAAAACACCUGUUUCAAAUCAGCAGGGAAGCUAAGUAGACCAAUGAAGCGAGGCGAUAAUUACGUACAAAAAUGCUGCAUGUUGAAAAAGGCAAAUAAAGCUGUCACGCAGCUUUCUGGAGGCUGGUCAUUUCUCCCCAGUCAGCGCAGAAAAAGGACGAAGAUGGUGUUUCCGCUGAAAUGUAGACCGUGACGCUUCAUAGAGUGGGAGAAGGGCUUUCCCUUACUAAAAGCUUACACCUAAAGUGCUGAUUGUAGAGAUCAGGGGGCAGUUUCAAGGCUGUCCACAGUUACAUUAUUGAUGACACUAAUGGGAGCGGAACACAUCAGUGUUUUGAGGGGGGUCUCUUUAGAGGCUGAGGUGGCACAUUUUAAGUGCAUCAUCCCCCUGGUUUACAGCGGCCUCUUCCUUUACCUGGCCUUUUUUGCUGCUCAACACGGAAACUGAUUGCUGGGAUGUGCUGGUCAUCGCUCAGCUGGGGACAAUUAAGAGAAAGCUUCAUAUUUUAUUAAAGAGGAGACACUACUCUCCACCUGAUUCUUCAUGACCUUUUUCUUUCCUUUUUUAGCACCCCGAUGAAAGCGCACACACACACACACACACACACACACACACACACACACACACACACACACACACUCUCUCUCUCUCUCUCUCUCUCUCUCUCCUGUGCCUGUUGGGCACCAGCUGCAUAUGGUCACAUUUACAUGUGUUUGCACACAAGGACUGGAAAGAGACUCAUGCAUGCAAGUUAAAAUUAGCGAGGAAGCCUGCGCGCUGCUGGAUAAUUUUGAUGAAUGAGCAGAGAUUUACUGGCUGAGCCUGACUGCAAAGUAAACAAAGGCUUGAAGCUCAUAAAUUCAAACAACUGUUUACCUCUGAGGACUGAUAUUUAUCAAUUCAGUCAGUGUCACUGUCCUCUUUUGGAUCGUGACAAAGGGAAAGGCUGAAUCUGAUAGUGUGCUUGUGUGUGUGUGUGAGCAUUCAGAGAAGAAACAGAGCUAAUUAACAACUCGAACCAUUCAGCUUUCAGUGGCAUGUGAGUCCAUCCUCAACACUUUGAUCUCUCAGUUAUGCUUUCCUGACAAGCCCACCCUCCAAGAGUUUCUGUCUCCAUCAGAAAUUCAUUCAAGUAAUUCGAGCAGACUCAGCCUUCCCGCUCCCUCCCUACCUGCCUCUGCAUCACUUCCCUCCCUCUGCUGUCUUCAGGCUGCCUGUAUAAUGUGACAACCUUCAUCUACAGCUUCUUAGCUGUGCUGCUGUUUACAAGGUGUUUAGAGCUUCAGUCUGUGCCAGUGUUUACUCGACAGAGCCGCUUACGAGGCAAAGGGAGUGCUGGGACAUUGCUGCGGGGCUUUUCACACUGACAAUCUGCUGUUUCUCAACACGUCACCCACCGAGCAGGAAAAACACUCACUCUCAGACAUAUGUGACUGUAGAUAAGAGGUGUACCACAUAUCCACACAGUCAUGUGGCUUUUUUUUACAGCUCCACCCAGUCCAAAUAACUCUAAACCAGUGUCGACUUGCUGCACGACUCAAUAUGUAAAACAGGCAUUUGAUGGUGUAACUAAACCAUUUUAAAUUCUUAUGUCAUGAUGAAACUUCUCAUGCUGCACACUCGACUUCUUCAUGUUUAUAUAGACACAGAGGAGUAGGCUACAACAUUUCACUUUAAGUCUGUGAUGUUUUAUCUGUUCUCAUGUUAACUCGACAGAAAGCUGAAAAAGUAGAGCUGAGCUGUAUGACACUUUCGAAUUCAGCCUCUUUAUCAACUUCCCCUUUCAUUCAACCACUAAGUGGCACUGGUACGAUGCCCACUCACACCCUCCCCCUCUUUCUGUAUAAAUAAUUCAGCGGGCAUCCAAUUAUAACCAAAAAUAAUUCUAUAUGAACGUACAAUAUUAAUAAAUUACCUUGUGCUGGAGGAAACUGAGUAAAACAAGGCUAAUUCAAGGUCAUAACUUCCUGGAUAAUGAACUCAGCUGAAGCUUUCUGGCCUGUAAUUAAAAAGUACCGGGCAAUUAGCCAGUAACGCUUCACCUUAUUCUAUGUAAGGCAGCUUUUUACAGCUCAAUGGUGAAUAUCUACAUCACAGCUGUUAAUUUAAGAUGAAAAUUUGAAGAAUAAAAAAAAAACGCUAAAUCAACAAACCAAGAGAUUGACAGACCGUCAGACAGAAAGUUGGACAACAGUUGGCUAACUCACAGCAAAACUCACAGCAUUGCGCUCCAUAACUUACGACAUUUUCAGAUGUUGUGAAUGUUAAACCGGCAUGAUACAGAGCUUAGCAACUUCUGAUGUUAGCAUUUUAAACAUUUUUCCAGUCAAAGCUGACCCAGCUCUGAUUUUAGCUUCACAUUUAGCGUAAUGGUGGUAAAAAUCCUUUCACCAAACUCCUGGUGAGAAAAGUCAUCUUUACAACUGUCCAUCUGUUCUUUUUAAAUCGUUAAGUGACCAAGGCUGGAUUAGGUUUUCUUCAAAACAUUAAAAUUGUGUGUGUUUUAGAAACUAAAAUAUUGAAACAUGCUGGCAGUUGCCAAAAAGUCAGGUUGCUGUUAAAAUGCUGCUGCAAGAAGAUACAGAAUUUAUGUAUUUGGUGUAUUGAUGAAUCCAUACUAUCAGUUUUGGUCAGUUGUCUAAAGUGAGAUAGCCCGAUUGGUAGGUUGGCCAAUUAAUGACAUCUUAAUCGGUAUCAGCCCUUACAAAGCCAAUAUCAUCAUUAUCUAUCCAAAUGAAAAAUGCAUUUGAUAGCAUAUCAAAUCUAAGACUGACUAGUGUUGGCAUUAUUAAAUAAAAUGACAAUGUGACAUCAGCAUUAUCGGCCAACCUGCUCUCCCAAUAUCAGCACUGACCUUUGAAAAGCUGUAAUCUAUUGACCAUUAGGGAGUUUAUAAACAAUCUUCACAGUUACUAUUGUAAAAUUAAAUAGCUUUAACUAAAAACUAACACAAUACUCUAAACAAGUUUUGUAUAAAUCAGUGAGUUUUUCAUUGUAAAAUUGUUGUGAUUAACAAAAUAUUGAAUAUUUGUACAUAACUGAUUAAAAAAAAUAAUAUUUUCCCCAUAAAUCCUGACUUUUCCAGUAUUUUUUCCUCACAGUGUUGUGCCUUACGCUGCGGUGAUUGUUUACUUUAUUAGAGAUAAUUUUCUGACAUUUUCAUCUGUGUAACCAGGCUGAUGCACCUGCGCCUCGCUCCUGUAUGACGGAGAUUAAAGCAGUUUACUCAGUGCAGAGCAGACACAUGGAGAUCAAUAUCAUAAUGAGCGCAGCAGGCUUUGACUUGCUCUAACACAAGAGCACCUUUCUUGUCCCGGAGCACAAAUCACUAAGAGCCCAGUGGAUCAAUGUGUCCUCCCUUCUAAUGAAUGUGCAGUAAACAUGAUUAAUGUCAAUAGACGCACUGUUUAUCCCUCUGUUUAUCUCCUCGUAUUUCCUGCUCCCUCCAUCCUCUAACCUUCUUUGCUCUUCGCCCCUUCUCUCGUUUCUCCCCUCUCGCUUUUUUGUCUGCUCCUCUUCAACCUGUCCUCCUGUCUGCAGGUGAGACCUUCUCAGAGCACUACAGUCACACAGAGGAGUGCCGGCCCUGCACUCAGUGCAUUGGCCUGAUGCGGAUGGAGACGCCCUGCACCGACUCCAAUGAUGCCAACUGCGUCUGCAACUACAACUACUUCUUCAGCUCGAUAUCGGGCAAGUGUGAGUCUUGUACGGUGUGCCCGGCAGGACAGGGUGUGUUUCUUCACUGCGAACACAACCACGAUACUGUUUGUGAGGAAUGUGUGGACGAUACCUUCUCGGACCGGGAAAGUUACCUCGACCCCUGCCUGCCCUGCACCAUAUGUGAUGAGGAAACUGAGACACAGCUGGCUGAAUGCACGCCAACCAGUGACUCUGUCUGUCACAGUAAGUGUGCCGCACACUCAGGUUGCUUUCACACCUUUAGAUCCAGACCAAAUAUAAGAAAGACACACAGGUAGCUAAGACUCAAUUAUUUCAAGCAAACCCGUGCAGACAUGAAUUGCUUUAAAAAAUAAAUACUUCAUCGGAUCAUUUUAGGGUUGGCAAACUCAACAUCUGUGGUCAUUAUUCUGUUGGUUGGACAAUGUAGACACCACUUUGUCUACGACUUGAAAACGGAGAUGAUAAAGUCAUCAUGUUGUGCUUCGCUGCAAGUUAUGGGUUUAUUUAUCUACUUUAGUGGUCACAAAGAGCUCAUAAAAGAACAGGUGGUUAUUGCCACAAUUAUUGGAGGCUAUAAAAAGGCCUCAUUUGUCAUAACUAAUGACUGAUGGAAGGAAAUAGGUGCAAACCAAAGCUUCUUGUGCUAUGAUGUAACAGGAUAGUUGCCUAUUGAAAACGAGUAAUGAAGUCUUUACUUUAACCUUUCCUUUAGAAAACAAAUUAUGGACAGUCAAGAGCAGCAAAUCGAAUGAUGAAGGAGGUUCUGGGGGACCUUUUAACUAUGUUGACUUUGGUUUCUGACAACAGGCUCUUUACUGCCAGGCUAUGGAUCAAGGAAAUGUAAAAAAGUUAAGCUUCCGAAUUCUAACUCAAACUGUAACUGUACAAACACACAGUCCUUGAAUGUGUAACAGGAAAAAAGAAACAACUCAAUCUAGAGUGAAGACUGUUGAAUUUUGGUCCUCUUUGUGGUUCUUAUUCCUUGACUGGAGCACCUGAGUCGGUUUGCCAAAUGACCAAGUGUGAAAGCACAAUUUAAAAACAAGAAAUGCCAUUAAAGACCACCUGCAAUUUGAAAGCUGAGUUGGAGCCAUCAUAUAGAGUGUCUCAAUCACAGUUGGAGGUCAGGCUUUCAAAUGGCAGGAAGUUAAAAGCUUUCACAUUAAAAGGUCAAAGACUGAAGCAGUGUCAGCUGUGAGACAAUGAAAAAGCAGAAGGCAAUACACAACAGGAGGAGCAGAGUGGAGCUCUUUGUGUCUGAGAGUGGAAAUUAGCGCGUUUCUAAGGAAGCUAUAAAUUCCCUCCGGCUGGACGGGGCAUGAAAUCCACCUUAUCAGGGGGACUGAGGCUUCAAAUCUGAGUGGUCAAAUGUCUUAGGUGGCAUUAUUCUGAAGUCUUUGAUUAUAUCUUCAAUUUGUCCUGAAAGCAGUACCAGAUGGGGGAUCUGUGGCACUCACAAAUAAUCAAAACCUCUCCCUAAUGGAAAGGAGCCUCGCUCUUGAUGGAGUUUGUGGUCCGUUCCUUGGAAAAGCCUCUUCCCCUGCAUGUUGUUUUUCUCUUUUUUAAAUGCAAACUUUGACCAGAGAGGCUUUUAUGUCGAAGGGUUGAUUAAAUGCUCCCAAGAAAGUGCUCAGUAGCAGGCGCUUUUGCUAAUGCUGGGUCUUUUAUUGAUCGCCUGUGUGCUUCACCACUUUUUAAAUGAACACUUUAAUGGUGUCGUUUGAUAACAGUGUUAGGAUUCAGGCUUGAGCUGUCUUAUUUCUCCUUUUAAAGGUCGACCCCGUCAGACAUCACUGCCUCGGAUGGUUGCAGGUGUUUGGAUUUGCCAAGUUAAUGAAGCCUAAAAAUAUGUCCAAUCUGUUGUAGUACAGUGAAGGCAAUGGUGCCUCAUCUAGGGUGUAAAUUCCUCCUUUAAUAAACUGUAAUAGACUAGACAGAGAGUCAAAUGGAGGAAGGACAGAUAAGAGCAGAACUGGUAGAUGAGGUGGAAGAAAGGCUAAUAACAUUGAAGAAGACUUUCAACCUCUUCUUUCCUCCAGAACCAUCAAAGGUGCUGCAGUUUGAUUUUUCCACCAGUGAAUCAUCACCACUGUACUCCUGCCCACCAACAAGACCUUUCUAAGAUCAGCCUCUGCUGGUUUUUCUCUUUGCAUUUUGAGCCAUCAGGGCAAAUUCUGAAAUCUGGCUCAAAAAAGGGAGGACAGAAAUCUCUUGCAAAACAACUACAUGUUUUUUUUCUCUCUUGCAGUUUAUUAUUUAUUUAUUUAUAUCAACCUGUUGGUUGAUCUACCUGUUUUGGAAAUAUCCUUGCAACUUUUAGAUGUAUUUUAGAUGAUGUGAAAUCAAAUCACAUUUUAUCCCAAACCAUUUCUACAAGCUAAGCUGGUAACAUUCAACCUAACCGAGUUGGUUAGACAUAAGUAAUCAUGGUUUAGCCUUGCCACAUAGUAGGGAUGGGUGAUAAAUUAUCAUUCACGAUAUAUCAUCAGAAAAAUUCACCAAGAUAAAUAUUUGCCAUCUCAUGAUAAAUACGAUAAAUGCAAGUUUAUCGGGACUUAAAUCGUUAUCGCCAGGAUGGCAAAUAUUAUCAUGAUGCAUUUUUUAGCCCAUAUUGCCCAUCCCUUCCACGGAGUCAUAUAGGCCACAGGCAGUUUUGCACUCCAGGAGCUGAAUCUGCAACCGCUGCUGCAAGAACUAUAGCACUAAGCCAGACCAGUGCCAGUCUUACUAGUCUUUCUAUGUUCUUCAAAGGGGGAUUAGGUGCAGACCAGGUGAGUGACACCAUUUCCCUCACUUUAGACCGUAAAUCUCACACAGUUACGGAGAAAUGAUGGCAGAAAAAUAUACCUCUGGUUAUCCAGUCUGUUCAUAAAUGCAUCGUCGACUUGGGCUGAAGGACCUUUGAAGGAUUAAAGAGAGGAGGUAUCAUGCAUUUUUUUCAGACUCUAUAACUCCUGUCUGAUACCUCUUUAAUAUCUUUACAUGAUUUUCAGUUUUAAAAAAAGCCUCAAAUUUCUCACAGUGGUGUAUUAAAAUAUCAUUAUUUCAGCCUCUGCCUGAAAUGUUUUCUGCUGUUUUCUGCUUCUAUCUUUACGCCACUCCCCCCAAGCCUACUUUCUUCUGAUUGGGUUAGAGUUAAAGGUUUUCUGAAAACCUGCCUAGGGCUGAGCUCAAUGUUUUGGCCCCACUCCCUCUAUUGUGGUCGAGCAGAAGAGCAGCAUUACCCCCAUAGACAUCAUGUAUAUGAUAUCUAUGGUUGGCCCGCUCCACUGUGGGCAUACACUGUUGGAGUCAGGCUGUUCCGCUUUGACUUAAGUACAGAUGAACCAGUAAGAAGCGCCAAUAAUUAUUAAAAAUUAAUUUUAGAAAUUCUCACACAUAAACUAAGGUCUUGCAUUUUCACGUGUUUAUCUGAGAUUGGAGCAGUUUACAUCUAGUUUCUAAGAUUAUGAUAAUAUAGGUUUACCUUGUGAUUAGAAACUUUGCAUACAUGCAGUAUGGACACCAAACUUUGUAACUUAGCAGUUUUUGCUGUAAACGUGGAAAAGCAUGAUACCCCUUUAAAGAUGUGGAAGGAAGAGUAAAAGCAGACUUCAGUUUUUAAGAUUCUUCAAAUAACAUUUUUUUUCCUUUUUAUUGUCUAAAUCUUACAAAGACAAACUCAGCCCACAUUUAAUUUACUCUGAUUAAGUCUUACCUCAGUCCACUGAUGGAGCAUCGCCAGUUUGAAGGACCCAUGAGGAGGCAAUGUGACAGGACUGGCAGCCAUCAAAACAAACUGCCCCUAAUGCCCCAUAAAUAUCCACAAUAUCCACUGAUUUUCUGACUUAUCUGAUCUACAGUCGGCCACAAUACCCUCUUUUGCUGCCCAUUCAUGGCCCACCCAUGCAGCCUGACUCACCUUUGACCCUCCUUGUCCUGACCAAUAGAGUUGUAGCAGCAGCGGCAGAAGUGACGGCAGUGACUGGAUAUGGAACCAUAAGUGUCCUCAUGGGGCAUCCUUUUGAAAGGCUAGCCCUGGGUAAUGGUCACAUGUGGCGGUGAUGAUGUUUCCAGGCCCUCCAUGGUGGUCUGUGCUGGCUGUGCAUACAGAUAUGUGUUUAGCAGCAAACAGGAAGCUGCCUCGCUGGGAUUCUCAUUCUAUUUGCUCCUUUUUAAUGCAAAAUAAGUAAACUGCUGCCCUUUUCUCCCUCCAAUAUAUGAUGAAAAAAUAUAUGAUUGAGUUAUUUUCAAAUCCCCAAAUCCCUAUCUCAUAUCCAGCUGUCACCAAGUGUCAAUUACAUGAAACAAUGACAAAGGCAGAAACUAAGAGGGAGAAAAAAAAAGAGAUAAAAACCGACAGAGGGAGGGAGGGCUGCAGCAUAUGUGCAGUGCUGGUAUUCUAUGCCGAUGGGUCGAUAUGAGUGCUGGGAUUUCUUCUGCUUAUGCUCAGGUUUCGCUGAAUGACCUCUAUGGGCACCCACACUCGACUGCAGGACACGCACUCACACACACACGCACUCACACACACACACACACACACACACACACACACACACACACACACACACACACACACACACACACACACACACACACACACACACACACUCUAAAAAGCCAAGUCUUCUCCAGGGUUAGACUCACAGACACUCUUCAUGGGCAUCCAAAAUCAAUACGACUGAUGGCAUGUGCACGUUCUUCCACUCCUGCCAAGUGUGCUUUAGCUUCAACAUUUUUCAUUAAACUCGGACAACGCACAUGUGUGAGCCGCUUUGAUGUGAAAUUGAAAACACCUCCGGCAUGCUUUAUUGGAGGUCUCGCCCUGCGCGGCCGUGCGAAAAUGUGCCGUUUUUCUUUGAGUCAAGAUAAUUCACGUUUUACGCAGAGUGUCAAGCGAUAAUUUGAGUGUUUGUUCUCAAGAACAAGAGAAAAGGAGGAUUAAAAAAUCAGGUACAAACUGACUUCUUUUCUCUUAUCACUAAGCUCAUCAACCUCCCCCCUCCCUUCCUGUCUUCAUUUGCUCUCUCUAUCUCUCCCCACUGUGGCCCUCGAGUGGCUGGGCAACAGCGGUGGAAGGUGGCCAGCGUGCAUUCAGCGCCUUCACCGCUGCAGUAUAAUUACUCCUGCUAAUCAGAGCACUUUACAGCAGCUUCUCUGUUCAUCUGCACCCCCUCCUCACCCUCUUCCUAACACUCUGCCUCUCUGUCCGCUGUCCCCCUUCUCUUCCUCCCCCUCCUCCCUGCUCUCCCUAUUAACCCUCCAGAACUGAAGACAGAGUGCUCACUUGAAUAAUUCGUAGUACGUGUGCGUUUGAUGGAUGUAUGCACGUCAGGCGGCAAACACAGAGGAAGAUUGAGAUAGUGACUGAGCGGGGACAGAGGGAGAGUGUUUGCAGGCUGAUAAAGAGGUCAUUGUACAUGUGCUUGGCCUGAUACUCGCUCAUCUCCACCCUGAACUGGCAGCCGCCAAGACAUCAACCUCCGCAUAAGACCUCUGGGGUUAACUUCACCAUAAAGACCUCAAUGGCUCAUAAAAAUUAAGCCUUUUUUUUCCCUCUCUCGUCCACACCCGGCUAAUAAACACAUCUCCCCUGCACACACAGCCGAACGCUUGUAAAAUCCAGAGCUAGUUUUAUUUUGUUUCACGAGUGUUUGAAACCCACUGAAGCCAAAAUGAAAUUGCAGCUGAGGUAUGCAGCAGCCUCUGUUUCUUUGGGUUUAUCUUUUGGUCUGCAGCCAGCCGUGUUUUCUGCAUCAGGCGAAGAAAUGAAGGGAAAGAAGGAGAGCUACAAUGAAGAGCUAUAAAAGAGAAGUGUACUUAAGUUGGAGCAGCUCUCCAUGUUGAGUCAGUGUGACGUGAUUUGAAGCAGACUCCCAACAGGGCCGUCAUCUUGGCUCAGAAUAAGAAAGACAAUUUAGAUUAAGUCCUGAGGUGAGUUUAUACAUCUGCAUGGAGGGAAUCGUAACUGCACCAAAGAAAAGCACUUAGAGUAGAGGAAGCAAUGAAAGAAACACAGCCCUUACUUUCUCCACACUGGCACUCACUUUGACACCUUUCAUCCACGAUUUAUUCUAUUUUCUAGCUCGAGUUGCAUUGCUAAUACCAUUAGCUAACCCUGCAUUAGCCAGAUGAUGUAUGGCGGAGCUGAGGAAACCUGACUACAUCCCAGGAAAGGUCAAGAAAAGCAUGUAAUACAGACACCGUGUUCCACUCCCCUGAACACUCCCUCUCUUUUAGACGGAUCCAAAUCAAUAACACUGCCUGAAAUAGACCUCCGCAUUAUUUCUGUGUUUCUAAGUAUGGCUUGCACAUGUGCUGUGUUUUUAUGCUCAUGUAAGAUAUUUUCUACCAUUUCAGUAAACCAAUCCCCCCCACUCACACACACAUACACCCUAUAGAGAGAGUAGGACUGCCUCGUCAUCAGCUGGCAGACAUGCAGGCCAACGUGGACUCUAAUACGUCCACAUGAGUUAUCCAUAAAGGUCCCAUUUGACUAUUAAAGCGAGUAAGCGUGUCUAAAUUAUGCAGCAAAUCAAUUUGGGGGAACGUGACUAUCUGCCAUGUCAGAGAAAAGAGAAGACAUGUGGAGGAAACUUUUGACUGUGAUGGUCUACUGGAUUUCUGUUUCGGUUUUGGACCAAUCAGUUCAUCAAUUUGUACUCCCUGGAUCCUUCAGUCAAAAGGAUACGCUUCAUCUUUGAUAGGACACUUAAUCUCUGUCUUUUCUAGUGGGCAAUUUGCUUGUCUGUUUGAUAUUAACAUAAGGUUUUCACUAAACAAUAGGGGUGGGAAUCACUUGUGGCCCCACAAUAAGAUAUUAUUAUGAUACUUGGGCCACAAUACUACAUGAUUGUGAUUUUUUACAUUUUGCAAUACAGUGAGUAUUGCGAUACAAUAUAUUGCAAUUUAUCCAAUUUUUUUUCAACUGUUAAGCUAAUUUAGCAUUUGUCUUUCCUUCAUGUUUGUCUUAUUUACACAAUAUUUUAUUUUCAUGUAGCACAUCUUGCAAACCUUAUACAUAUUUGUUGGACUACCUUUCUCCUGCUCUAUGAUGUCUCCUCUGCCAACCUCACUGUAAAAACAGUUGAUUUUAUUUUUACAUUAUCAUAGAUUUGACUUCAUAUUAACAAUUAAUUUGGAAAAACUGAUACUUGGUCAAUGAGACCAUACGAUAUAGACAAAAUAUCGCAAUACUAUGCUGUAUUGAUUUUUUUUCUCCCAUCCCUACUGAACAGUGUUGAGUGAUACCAGGUUAAAUGUCAUCCUUUGUAAACAAAAGAUCAGUGCUUUUAUUCUAGUUUACUUAGCAGCUCCAAAUGCUUCCUCCACUUUUACUCUUUUAUCCAUCAGAGGGGAGUUAAAGGGAAUAAUAACAGAGCAUCUCUGCAAAAACAAUACCCCCUCAUUUCUUAGUAUUACCCUUAAAAUGAAAAAAAAGGAAAAAAAAAAAAAUAAUAAAAAUAAAAAUAAAACACAGUGACAGCCGUUUUCUGACUUUUCAGUUUUAAAGCUCUCCCAAUAAAAUUGGACAGCCCCCGCAGUCAGCAGAUUACUCAGUGUUACCAGGACAUUGUUUCUGGAAAGACACAUUGUUCUUGAAUUAUUAAAAUGUAAUUUUUCAAUGCGGUGAACAGCACAAUUGGAAUUGUAUUCUCCUCCAGUGAUAUAAGAGAUGAGUUUCUCCAACCAUGAACAUUAUCUGCACUGCUGGCCAAGAUGUCAGUAAAGUGAAUGAGAAAAGAGAGAAGAAAGCCAGCUACAGAUUUAAUAUGUGUAGUGCAUUUUCAGAAGGCAUGUAGAGUGAGUAAAUGUACUAUAGCAGAGAAAGCUAUAUGUAUGGCAACCACUUAGUAAUCGGAGGCUGCAUUUGUAAUGAGUGAAUCUUUCUGACUUGAGAGCUAUUUCCUUUUAAAAUAACAGGACAUUUCUGAAUCAGGACAACCCUUUAAGCACAGCGUAUUUGGGAUACAGCGUCCUGGUCUUUGGCCUUGAAGACAGCUUCAGGGGUCACCUCUGGGUUAAUCCUGUGAGCACCAGUAUGGAGCUAAUAAGGAGCAGCCUGUGUGUUUCUGCAGGGAAUAACAGAACAGGCUCCAAUCUGAGCCGGAGUUUGUAUUCUCCAUCCCUACCAGGCUGCUGAGCUCAGAGGAGUUUUACUUUUUGGCCGGACAGGCCUGCCGUACUCAACCCUUAGGGAGGAAAUAAUCUGAACAACUCUCAGAGCUUUUCCUCCAUCUGACAGCAUCAUGUUGUGUUUCUUACGGGGCUUUACCAAACAGAGGGACGAUAGGUCAGGAAUCCAGGAGAGAUUUGACUUGACUUUGACUUGUCCAGAACUGUGUUUUCAGGACAAGUCCACCAGAGCAAGCAUGGUGCUGCUGCUCUAUGAGAAACAACACUGAGUCAUUAAUAGAGCUGACAAAGGAAGAAGAAAAUGACAAUUUAUGAAAAUGAGUCUUCUUUCCAGGCCGUGCUCUGAUAGAAACCAGACCCUUCCAGUAGCACAGAGCUUUCCUGCCUUUCUGGCCUUAGCAGAGGCUACACUCAUGGUGCUGACCUCUCCAAAGCCCCGGACUUUGUUCUACAAGGAUCCAUAUGGCUGUAAUGUCAUGCAAUGUGCAGAGAUCAGAUAGAUGGCCGACGUGGUGAAGAGAGACCUGGCGUGCAGGGCUCAGGCCUGGUAUGGGGUGUGCUGGUGGGUGACAGAUAUUUGCCCCCCUUAUGGGGAACAUUCUUUCUCAUUCUGCACACAGCAACUCAGGCAGAAACCAUCUGGCAAUCAGAAACAGCUGCUGCAUGUGUGGAGGAUCAGACAUCUGGUUGGGGACUUGGUGUCUAAACUUUCAGCAAAACAAGUGCUCACAGAUAAGAUACCAUGCUGGCAAUUUUCUUUCCUCUGACACCUCGUCUUCUAGCUGGACCAAAAGGUUCAUGUUGUGACUUUAGGCCAAAUAGUUGAACAACAACUGGGCUAACUGGGUCAAAAUAUGAUGCCAACAUUUAUGACCCUCGGGGGAAAUUAAAUUGAUAAAAUUGUGCUCCCUUUACCUUCUUAAUCUCUUUGAGCUCCAAAAUGUAUUUCUUUUUUAUUUUAGUUUGUGCAAAAUUUUUUUGAUUAAGGUUAUGUCCCUUAUGUUUGUGGUGAGUCGUAGAUGUUUUCAUGCUAACAGAAAGCUGAGCCUUAUAGAAACAACUAAAAUUGCUAAAUAUCAUAUGCAACUCUACUUGUAACAGAGCACUUCUAUAAACACAAUAAAUCUCAACAUUUCAGCAGCAUUUUACUGUCAUGUUAUGAGCCAAGCUGGUUGUAAGUUUACAGCCUGUCAGAGCUGCUAGCUGAUGUUAAGUUGUAGUUUUGUGUUUUUGUCACUCAUAUGGGGGUGUUUCUUUAAAAAAAUGUCCUUAUGUCCAACUUUCUCCUCAAACAGAUCCUCUACUCCCUACAUAUUUUGCUCCAACCAUGGACAUGGAUCCAUCUCCACCCUCCUUUACCAACUACUUCCUCCCUGGAUCUGAUAGUCCGCUACCAGGCGCUGAGACGACAACCUCUAGCUCUGGCUCGCCUCGCUUCCUCGGCCACAGGCUGAAUGAAAACCUCAUCCCCAUCUACUGCUCCAUCCUGGCUGCUGUGGUGGUGGGCUUCAUAGCCUACAUUGUUUUUAAGAGGUCAGUAGAAAGGACUGAGAAGAAAAGCUGCUUUGUGGUUUAGGACAUUAGCACAAUUGGGUUUGCACCUCUGCUACAAUAUAAUGUGGGACGAAGAGGGUGAACACUGGUAGACAGACAUUGUGGUGCGAUGAGUGGCGUUGGAUAGACGUUGCCUCAGGCUAAAAUAAAUGGGCCUAAGGUGGCGCCUGAUACAAUCAGGCUGGCUGCGUUCAGAGAAAUUUGACCCACUUCUAGAAAAUGUCCCCACUUGAAUACACUACGAUGAGUUUUUCUGAAAAACACAAACACUUAACACUUCAGAGCUUCACACUCAGACACACAUAUAUAUACAGACUAACACAUUCACACAUGCAAGCACUCAUCCAGACAGAUACAAGCCGUGGCAAAAACCCAUUUGGAAGAAGUAAACAGGCUCAUUAGUGGCUCUGCUGAUUGUUCAAGAAGUGCCAACUGGGGCAAACUCAAGAGCCAGAUUUUGAUGCAGAGUCACGCACACAUCUGGCUGUGUCUUCUGUACUGAUUGUCAUGUAUACAGAUAACAAAUAAUGUGAAGUUCUGUAACCCCUAACAUUUUAUAAAUAACACUUCAGGUUGUUUACUUUGCUGUAGUGCUCAAUGGCUCAUGCAUAUUUGAACCAUUCAUUUACCCGUUUAUCUUUUGUGAAACAAAUCUCAUUACAGUUAUCAGUUCAGUUAACGUUCAUGGGCUGACAGCUAUUGCAGUUUACAAAAACAUGUGAAAUAAUGUGAAAUCUCGCCAAAUUUCAAUAGCAGAAAGUAAACAAAAGAAAGUUCUCACAGUAUAAUGUUAGGCCUAGCUAAGUUUAGCAUAGCAGUUAAGCUAACUGGUCAGAUCACGAUUCAUUUCCUUCUUUCUUUCGUUCAGGUGGAACAGCUGCAAGCAGAACAAACAGGCAGCCAACAACCGCGCGGCUACAAACAACCAGAUGGUGACACCAGAGGGAGAGAAGCUGCACAGUGACAGCGGCAUCUCGGUUGAUAGUCAGAGUCUGCAGGAGCAGCAGCAGCAGCAACAGCAGGCCCAGGCUGAAGUCCAGGCUCAGCCUGCACACUCUCACGCACCGGAACAGAUAGGUAAGCCUAAAAAUCCCUUUCCCGAUGUCUUUGAACAACAUCUUUACAUAGCAUGUAGUAGCUCUUCCUGACUGAAUAUUCAUCACAGAAACUCUUACCUGACUUGAGGCACUCAUCCAGGUUCAAACACAUUUCUCUUUCCCUCUGUGGGGUUGCAGCUGCCACAGAAAAUCCUUAUCGAUUACUCCAAGACCCCAUGCUCAGACUCUGAGACCAUGUGUGGUGGUUUCUCAGCUUUGAGCAAGCAUUUUUCUUAACUGUGGUUUUGGAUCAAAGAUAACUCAUCACCUGAGAGCAUGACAAGCACUGAGUUGCCAGAGCAGGUACAAUGGGAAAGACCCAAACUCCAGGAGUGUUGAGAUUAUUAUGGUCAGACCCUGGAAGUGAGGCUGUCUGUGGCCUAAUUUGAGUUGGUAAGUUAAACCAUCAGUACGAAGCUGAAGAAUUCAGUGAUAACAGCUAUUUGAAACACUUUCUAUCUUAGCCAGUGUUUCCCCCACAUCGACUUUAUUUGGGUAGCCUGCCCAAGAAGAUUGACACCCACCCAAGAAGAUGUAAAUAGAUUAAUAAUAAUAAAAAAAAAAAAUUGUGGUCAGACGGACACACAGGGCUCUAUUUUCAUGCCUCGCCGCAGACGUGCCGCAGGUGCAGCGUAAGUCAGGUCCAACGCGCCGACAAGGCGUUCCCAAGCACAAUUUGGUAUUUUGGUGAGCGGUGCAGCCCGGCUUAAGUAUCCCCCCUCCCUAACUCAGCUCCUCCUUGCGGUGUAAGUCAUAGCGAGUCCACUCAGUCCACGAAAAUACCAAACUGGCUGUAUGCUGGGCUCCGCCAGAUUAAAAUCUCACUGUGCGGGGUCUGCCACCCUCCGCCGCCUCACCAGCAGACACGAAAAUAGAGCCCACAGACAGCAGGGUUUCCUCCAGACAAACGCGGCGCAGCGCAGGACACACUGGUGAAUAUGCAGAAGCGCACCCAAACUGUUGCACUCCGGCUAUACUACACUACACUACACUACACUAGAUACACUGCAGACAGAAACUGUCAGCUUUAUAAAUAGCUUUUUUUUUUCCAUUUUUCCUUUGGGUUGUUUGUUAACAAAGCAACACUCUGUAGCAGUCUAAAGUUGCCAUGUACUUUGAAUUUAAAACAGCACAUAUUAAUUUCUGCAUUUGUUGUCUAUUUAUCAGUAAUACAGUAAAAAUGAGAGGGAAUGUGAAUUUUUUUGCCUUGCAAGUCAGGUUACAGCGUGCACCCCUUAAAUUUCUGCUUGUGCUCCCAAAAUUUUUAGGUAGGAGGAACUGUGCUCUUAGCAAAACAAGUUAGUGUGGAGCCCUGUAUGUGCAAUAAAUAAGGCAUAGUUCAUAAACCUUUGUUUGACUAGAUUAUUUUGAAUGCACUUAUCAAACAAAACGGCACCGCCCAGCCCACCACCAAAAGUAAAUUCUCAACCUCAGGGAAACAAUGUAAGCUUUCAUCACAUUUCAGAACUGCAAUGCAAUAGGAAUGUAUGUAACUGCAUGUGUUUGAUCUAUAUUUACAACUCUAACUACUCCUCUGUAUUUAAAUGUGUUUCACUUUUUCUCACUCAGAAAGUAUUUUAGUUGAAUGGCUGUGAGGUAGACUUAAGUCAUGCAUGCGAGACAAAAUCGAAAAGGUUUUGUGGGAUUAACUCAAGAGAUCAUGUCUGGCUUGGAGGGAUAAAACCAACAUUAUGCGCUUCUGAUCUAUUAUAAAGCAAUUUGCAGUCUCCUUUUAUUCACUUCACUCUGUGCAGUGCAUUAAGAGGGAGAAACUGUUUGGUUUGAAGGACUUUUUACAAAAGUUUUCUGCAGCUGCAAUAGAACAAAAAUUAGCCUACACUACUUUCAGAUCAUUUUUCAAACAUCCUCAUUAGAAGAAUAUCACAAUCGUCAACAAAUUCAAUGUGCGCACCAUAACUUGACAUAAAUAGGCAAAUAUAAAUCUUAAAAAUAAGCCCCGAAUAUCUGUGCGUGUGUUUCAAAGAGUAGAUCAUUUAUAUAAAAGGCUGAUCACUGCAGUCUGCAGGAAAUGUUGCUCAAACUGGAAAACUUUUAACAUUUAAUGGGGACUCCAGGGAAUUCAUAUAGAGUUGUUUUUGUCUCAUUGUUGGACUUUUUGAGUGGUUGUAACUCUUAUCAAUAAUACUGCAUAUUACUGCUCUGCCCAAUAUCACUUCCUUUAGAUACUUGAGUCACACUAUAACACAAGAAAUGAUGCUUUUUAUUCAGAGUGAGAAUUUGUCAGGGAGGAUAACCUUUAAACAGCUCGGAGAAUAAAAGCAGGUGCUGCAGAAAAGAGAUGUGACCUCUGCAAAGAGGUCUACCUUCCUUUAAUACUCCAACAGCACUUGUAUAUUAAAGAGAUGAAACCUGAGUUCUGAAUCAAUCUUUACUGAAACCUGAGAGGCUUUUUACCUGAAGAUGAAGUCUGAAGUUCAAACACGAUCUUGUUAGUCAUUCAGACAUUCCUGCCUCCCCUCUCUGAGUAUCUCAUAUAUUUUCCUUGUGGUUUUAUGGUGAAAUGAAGCUAAGCCCCAAAAAUGGUUUUACGAGGAUAAUGAUGUGCUUACAAGCCGAAGAGCUGAUAAUUCCUUCCUCAAACAAUCCCCACCACUGUGUCUUUUUUUGGGAUAGCCAUUACAUUCUAAUGAGGCUUGGGAAAAGCUGAUUUUGUUUUGUGUUCAGUUUGAGCCCAUUCUUCCUCUCAACAAAUGCAAACCCCUCUGCAUGCUGAAGAAAAGAAGGAAUUUCUUUUGGAGAAACAGCUCAAUGAGAAGAUGACUGCACAGUUAACCCUGUCGCCUCUUCAACUGAUUGGCUCAUUAGCAGGUGUUAUGAGACGGGAACCAGGCUUGGUCCUGCUGCCUUUCAAAACCUGAUCCAGCAUCAGUAUUUAGGACGCGCUAAUUGGCAUUAGCACCGUCUAUGGGUGCGGAAGCUGUUAAAAAGGCAGCAAACGGUCUCGUGCUGGGGAACACCAGUUCCAACUUGGUGUGUUAAAAUACACAAGAGGGUGAGAAUAUGCACCAUAAAUCCACGAUAAUCGCGGGGGGCUUCCUGUUUCCAAUGAACCAUUUUUUACUGAGGACUAAAAUAAUGGGAACAUGGGUCAAAUAAGCCUUUUAAAGAGAACUAGAGCAGGGAAAAAGUCUCAUGUUUUGAAUGACAACACUCAGAGAGGGUAUUCCCUGCAUGAGUCACCACUGCAGGGUAAGAGCGUCUACUUUUACAGCGCUCAGCCUCAUUUCUGUCUGCUCAUCUCCAUUAAAAAGAACGGUCUAUCUAUGCAGCACUUCUCUUCCCUGCCCCCCUAAAGCCUCUUUUGCAGCCUGCUUCUUCCCCCUCUGAGUCGUGCAUAUUGAAUGUGUUUAAAAUUUAAACAAAACUCUAAGCCACCCAUCCCUGCCCUGUAUUUGACCUCACAGUCAACACAAAAGAUAUGCCAAAGCAAAUUUGACUUCAAAAAUCAGCUAAAAAUGGUGCAGCAGCAGAUGAUCAGCUGAGUAUUUCAAACACAGGUGGAUUUUUAUCAUCAGCAGUUUUUCUUCCAAUAGCAACAGAUACCCUGAGCGAGAGUGACCUUGUUUUAGCUCUACAACCAACUAUUGAGGGAUUCCUGCUCAGUUUUGCUGAGUGCUUGUAAUGCUGGUCUACAGCCUGAGGGAUCUAUGGGGGGUUUAACAGAACACAGUCCCCAUGUGCAGUGUUAUCUACAAGCAAAUUACAGUAAUAAUGUUGCUGAGUCACACAUCCAAUCAUCAUCGUAAUUUCAGUGAUAUUAGAUGGGUGACUCAUGAUUUGUUGCCUCCACACACAUCAGGGAGUUUUGGAAACACAAUAACAUCACCCAUCAGUAUUCUUUUGGUUUUUGUUUUUGGCCCUAUAGGGGCCAUAAAACCAGAUUUAGAUUUUAUUAAGUCCAUUUCAACUUUAAGAGACAUGAAAUAUUGAGGAAAAGGAACCAAACACACUUAGAGUACAGCACCUCAUUCAGACAACAAAGUUUAUUGCAGUAGUAAAUCAGUGUUUGUGUUUGACAUCCAGACUUUCUAUCCUUAUCACUUUUAAACACAGAAAACUGAGGAGUGCUAAGAUUAUAUCUGAAACCCCCUAUACCUGUAGCCUGCAGGUUUCGAUGGAAGCUGUGUAGAUGGUGGUGCUGGAAAUUAAAGGGAUGUCCUGGCGUAAAAUAAGUUAUGGUCAAACACAACUGUAACACCAAGUUAGACACCUCCUUGAGAGAUGAAUGUUGCCGACCACUUGCUUCUCUAGUUAUACCAACUUCAGCAAAGACUGCACGAUAGCAAUACACAGCAGUCUAUGGCCAUAGUACUGGCCACCCAACAUCUUUUUAGCUUUGCCUGGUUUCUUUAGCAAAGAGACCAAACACAACUCACCUACUCUCUUCCAGCAGCCGCUUUUUGUGGGGAAGCCCUGACGAGUCGAUCACCAAGUGCAGUGGAAAAUUUACGAUUAUUACUUCAUGUAAAUGCAAUCAGACCGAGAUGCUAAGGCAGAAGAACUACCACGUCUGCAGUGCAAAGUGAUUAUGAUGAUUAUUUCUUUAUGGAAAUGAUCCACUGCACUCGGUGAUCGACCCGUCAGGGCUCCCCCACAAACAAGCGGGUUCUGGAGGAGAGUGGGUGAGUUGUGUUUAGUCUCUUUGCUAAAGAAAUCAGGCAAAGCUAAAAAGAUGUUUGGUGGCUAGUACUGUGGCUGGGACCCUAUAUGUACUGUUGAUGAAGUUAGGUCCUGUUCUGAGCAUUAUUUGUGGCUUUUUGGUUGAGAUGUGAACAUGGAGAGGUAGACCGCUGUGUAUUGCUAUUGUGCGGCAACAUUCAUCUCGAGAGGGGGUGUCUAACUCAGUGUUACAGUGUGUUUGACCCUUAUUUAAUUUUACGCCGGGAUAUCCCUUUAACUUCCAGCACAGGUGAUGGUAAAGUGGAGGGAGCAAUUACACAGCUUGUAGACUUAUCCUGAACAUGUGCAUGGAGUCAUCAUACUAAGUUAUCAUAAAAGGCCUAAACGGAGGCCAACAGGGAAGAAACACUCUAAAAGAAAUAAUCUGAGAUUAAGAAAACCAAAGCUGUUUUGAGUUUGGUGGUAACUGCUGAGUUUGUAUGGGAUUUCAACACAAUGAUUAAUUGAUAAUUAAUAUAAGACUAAACAAAUUUCUAAGUACUCUAAAAAAAAAGAAAAAUGGAAAAACCUGCACACAGAGUUGGUGCUCAAGUUGGAGGGAGGUCUUACCUUACCCUCUUAUCUGUCAGAUACUAUGAUUAUAUUUUGCAUAUUUGUACACCACAGCCAAGAGUUUAAAAGAUCGCUGUAAAGCUUUCCGUACUCAAGUCACAAUCAGCAGUUAAGGGAGCUGGAUGAUGGCUUAGGGUUCAAUCAGUGUUGCCUGAGUGUGCUGAAUAAAAAGAGAGAAGAAGAAGAAGAAGAAGAAAGAAGUCGGUAACAAAGCUCUGCUGUGAUUGGGAGUUCACAUUUCAGUGGAUUGAAUUGAUCCAGGGAAAGACAGCUUGUAUUGAUUUUUCCCAAUGCGACUGGACUCUAUAAAACAUUGAAUAUCCAUGUGGUCAUUGUUAUCCAUGCUGCUUUUGCAAUGAGGUGCAAUAGUAGCUGGGAAACAGCUGCACUGAGGUAGAAGAAUAGGUGCAAAUCACUGCGCUUAUGUCUGCACAUUUGUUUCUUACAGAUGUCUUUGCACUGUCUCUGCUCUUUGUCUCAGAUGAAGCCUGUAGAGUAUCUGUUGAAAUAGGAAAGAUGAGGAGAAAGCUCUUGGGACUGUGGCCUUCUCUGGGUAGUCAAUCUAUACAGGGUCAUGGACAUCCAAGUGUAAUUUAUAGCAGAAAAAUGUGGAAAAUAUAAAUUUUUGGAUGGUGAAAGGAAGGAAAUUAGAGAUGGCUGGUUGGGGGUGGUUAUGGCGUCACAAGCAGACAAAAGAAUCCCCAUUUCUAAGGCUUUAAAAUAAACUCUCUUGUACUAUGCUCCCCUGGCACAAGGACGCAUUUAUAAAGGCGAGAAUACACCCACCAAACUUGGGGGUCCUCUGUGAAACGCCUCUGCAUUCCCUCAGUGUUUCCAUGGAUGCCGUCAAUUGAAAACAGGUUAAGAGGUUUGUGGGAAAAGAGAGCGUUUGUCUCCCAUCCUCAUCCGCCUAAUGACUCCAGUUGAACAGGUUUAGAUGAGUGGGUGACACCACAGGGCCCCCUGCAGGGAAAAAAGUGAUCAUCAGGGUUUGUUUUUUCUUUUUUUUGUCCAUCAAGGACAACUUAGAGUAUAUUGGCAUUUGUCUAGAUAGGAAGUUAUGAUCUUUGUGAUGCAUAAAAAGAUUUUAAGGUGUCCUUGUGGGCAUAUGCAACAGGUUAAAGUGAAAAGAAAUCACCCUUGGUUGAUUGAAAUAUCACCACAAAUCACCUGUCUGUUCUCUCUCUCUCUCUCUCUCUCUUUCUGCAGUGGUGAGGGUUGAUGGUGGUGCCCAGCCUGACACACCUCCCCCUGAAGUCUGAGGAGGACCAGGAUAAAACGUCAGAGAUGAAAAAAAAAAAGGAGAGAAGAGUUGGGACUUGAAAGUGGACCAAAAACUUUAGCAUGGGGGGGCCACAUGGGAAUGUAAAACUGACUCCAGUUCAUAUCCGAAGUGGCCACAGUGCAAAGACUUCAACUUUAAAGAGUCUCCCAGCACCUUUGGGCCAGUCUGACUCUUCAUCCCUGCACACAGUCCAAAUCUCCCCGUCAGUGUGCCUGGACAGGAACUGUAGGGCAAUAUCAACCACUAUCUGUACCAAUUACACAGCAGAUACAUAAUCACACAAAAUGCCAGUACAUCUUAUAGUGAAAAAACAAUUCAGAUAUCUAAUAUUCACACUAACUGCCAAUUUAGCUUCCCCAAGCCCUCCGUAAUCGUACUAUUUUCCCUCUAAAUCCACGAUCACUAGCCAUGAAACGUAUGUGCCUGAAAUGGAAAUAGGCAGACAGGUUCUCCAUGAUCUCCCCUUUCUUUUCUCUCUCUUCAAAGAGACCUUUGUAUCGUCCUCUGUGGCAUCCCACUCUCUGAUAAUCCUCCGUCUCCCUCUGUAGGAGUUGCUCCAUUAGACCCCCGAUGCAAAAAGCAGCGGGGGAGCCGUGAGUCACUUCCAACUUCUUCUGAAGUUUCUUGUUCUUUUUUAUCAUUUAACCAUGGACGCAUUUCAUGGCAUGUUGUCUUGUGAAGUAUUUGCGUCAUUGUUUAGAAUGACAGCUCUGGCUGAUGCGAGUGACUCAUAUCUAGGAAGAAAGGUCAAUCGCUGCACAGCCCUCUUGGUAAUCAACUAUUUAUUUCUCUUUUUCCUGCACUCUGUAUCCUCUCUCUGACACAGACCCUUCACUGCGCCUCGAGGGAUUGUAUUUCAGUAAUUUCAUGCUUGUAAUGUAACACACCAGAAUGUUUGGCUCCUGUUUGAGGUGCAUCACUUUCAUAUUGAGGCUAGGGUUACACGGCUGAUUCAGCAGUGUGCUUCCUAGCUUCUCUAUGGAGCCUGGAUGUGCAACAUGAGAGAAGCAUCUCCUGGGCUAUGGAGCUUUGCUGAGUCAAUGUGGUGGGCCGACUUCUCUGGGUAUGACAUCAUCGGUGUCCCAGCAUACGCAGCUGCUAAAUAAGCUGGAGCUUUGAUGAACUUGAUGCACAGAACGUGUGCAAAAAGGAGCCCCAUCUGUCAUUGCUUGCACUUGCUGUGUGAGAAAUUGGGACACCCCCUCAGAGGCAAACUCUUCACUACCCCCUUCCCGGUGACAGCCCCACCCUCUUCAUACUCAGAGUAACAGUCCUCCACACAGCUCUGAUAGAGCCUGAUAAACAGUUCUGAGGCGCUAAUGCACCAGCCGUGAUGCUUCCGUCGACACAGGGCCCAUUAAGGAGACGUCCUGACAGACAGGUAGUAAUUACCUCAGGGUUUCAGCUUCUUUACCCUCUGCUCUUCUUGGCUUAGCCACCUCUCACUGCAAGUAAUGCUGUGGUCAACAGAGGGCUGACAAGGUCCCUCUUUAAAGCCACAACAUGACAUUGCUGAUCCCUUAACCAAGCCCCGGGCCGGUGACAGUUACUAUAUCGCCAUGGUGAUAUAAAAGCACUUAGAAGAAUGGCUGGGUGGCACUUUUUAUCACACAGAACCACUUUUCUUUUGACCCCCCUGCUGCUUGCAGUAACUGUUAAAGCAGUAGAUAGAGAUAUCUUGUAUAGAAGUGUACUGGAGUUAAGCUUGACUGCACUGCUUUAGCAUCCAUUUCUACAGGGGCACGUACUCUCUCAGGGUCCCUCUUGUUGUGGUAGGACGUGAAAUUAGAGUAUUUCUUUAAACGUCCCGUAGCUUAGGUAGGUAGACAGGUACAGCUGAUCUGUAAAAAAACAGAAACAUGUAAAAAGAUAUGAGCUGAUGUGUGUAAAUGCUGUUUCUAGCAUGAAUUAGGCUCUGAUGGGUUUGAGAGUUUAAAUUAUGAAGAUUUUCUUGAUCAUGAACUUGCCUGCAGCUAAAUGAGAAGCUGCAAAUUAGGCUGAGAAGGAAACAAAUAUACAGGAGUUUUAAAAACUGCAAUCCCUUAAAUGGCCACCAAAGGCUGGCUCAAAGUGAGUCAAUCUCUGGGCAUAAAUGUAUGAGUACUCAACAGCAGAAUUACUCAAGACUCAAGACAACGUUAUUAAUCAAGAAUUAGACAUGUUUACAACCUGGUAUAAGAAUAAAUGUGGUGAACUCAUUGCUAAUGAACUGUAUCUCGGCCAACAUUUAGCUUCAGUGUGACCACUUUUAACUACAGAAAAUCAAAUUUCACAUGUUGAGAUGUUUACAGAUAGGAUUAUCAAACCCAAAGCAAGUGGUACCAAUCUCUUAGUGUAACCCAUGGCUUAUCAGACAGAGUUCAGUGAGUCAUUGUGUCCUGUGUGAUACUGCAUGGACGGAUGAGAUUGUCACCAAUAUCUCAAGAUGACUUGACUUCCUGGGCUCCUCACUUUGUGAUUCAUCCUCUUUUGCCGCAGCACUCUGAAAGGAAACAAACGAAAAGCUGCUGCAUUUUGCUCACAGCUCUUUAGUUGAUGUGGGCAUGUGGUGUGGACAUGUGACCACACACACACACACACACACACAGUGAAAGUGUAUGAUUCACUUCUCUAUUGAGAGAGUUGGUAUGAUUCAUCCUGAUCCCGGCUGUGGCUCUGACAUUAAAGCAGACGCUGCUACAGUAAGAGUGACCAGAGUGUUGAUUAAGAGUAAAAAAAAACACCCUCCCCAAAUCCGUCCACCCCUGAGGUCCAAUCAGCCCUUUGGCGACACACUCUUCCACCCUCAUCCAACUUCUUUUCUUCCUCCAGCAUCGACUAAAGUGAGACACAAUAUAAGAGAAUGUACAACCCAAAAAUAAACAGAAAUAUGCAAGACACAUUCAAGGUUAAGAUUUGCAUUUGCCCUCAUUCCGUUUUUGUAAAUUGUUUUGUCUUUACAUUUGCUUGUUAGUUUAUAUUUUCAAUAGUGUAACACCUUUGGAAACAGUAUUUUUUCUAACAAAUAUAUUAUUUUGUAGCACUUAUUAGAUGUUAAAUGAAUGCACUCAAAGAGUGUACUACAGUUCAAGUGCCUGUGUACAGUGUCAGGUGUUUUUUUGUUUGUUUGUUUGUUUGUUUGUUUUCCAUUUAUUUUAUGAUUUUUUUUGGAGCAUUUUUUUGAUUUUUAAGAGCUAAUGAAGGUUUUUGGUAAACAGCGACAUAAUUAUUUGUUCAUGUUGGAGACUCAAGCAAACUGUAAAAACUUGGCACCAUAAGACUUACGAUACAAACAGGUUGCCAGUGGAUACAUACUGUAUGUUAACAUGCUAUAAAUACUGGCGACUGAUAGGGUCAUGUAGCAUAAUAAAUAACAUACAUGUCAGCUACUUUAAAACUCACAUAUGCUAUUAGUCAAUAGAAACCAGCUCUGUGCUGAGGUUUUGCAUGUAUAGAAGGUCUCAUCAUGUGCCUCCAUUGAGAGGCCACUGGACAUGUAACAUGAAGUCUGUGGGAAGGUUCACUGUGAUUCUCUCCUAUUGUUACAGACUUGAUACAGACAGUUCAGGACCUGCUCCCAAAACAGCUGAAUGUCACCUGUACUUACCUACUAAUGUUAAAUGCAUUGUGUAAAUGUGAAUUUCUUAGAGUUGAUACAAGAUACAAAAAUACAUUAUAAAAUGUACAAAAAAAACAAACGUGUGCAAAUGAAGCAUCUAUAAUACAAUAAACAAAGAUGACAUUGCA